Molecule: messenger RNA, 1871 nt
Organism: Macadamia integrifolia
Lineage: Eukaryota; Viridiplantae; Streptophyta; Magnoliopsida; Proteales; Proteaceae
Exons: 4
Coding region: 264-956 (230 amino acids)
Source: RefSeq, a predicted model, not a curated record
GCUCUUUCCUCAGCCUCACUCCCCAGUUCUUGGAAAUGCCUUUCCAGCAGAAUCUCUCUCUCUCUCUCUCUCUCUCUCUCUCUAAGUUGGUAUGCAUCUUCAAUCCCUCAGUCCCUGCAACUAAUCAUCGCCACAGUCGGGUUUUGUCACAAUAUUCAUAACCCUCGAGUUAUCAAUGGCCUCUUCCCGCCAAUUUCGGCCAACUGAGUAGCGGUCUCGAUCUUUUAACUCCAAGGAGCUUCAGGUCCUUUCAAUCUAAUUCCAUGAGCGUCACAGAUAAUCGUGAAGAAGGUGAGAUGUCCAGAGUUGUUAUCGCUAAAGAAGCCGACAUCGUUACUCUCGGUAACCUCUGUCUCGAUAUUGUGCUCAAGGACCCCAGCUUGCCCCCGCCGUCGCUUGAGGAAAGAAUGGCUUACAUGAAAGAAUUAUCCGCUUCUCAGCCUGACAAAAAUUAUUGGGAAGCUGGUGGUAACUGCAAUGUGGCUAUUGCUGCAGCAAGGCUGGGCCUUCAUUGUCUCACACUAGGUCUUGUUGGUAAUGAAAUCUAUGGUCACUUCCUCCUAGAUGUGCUCCAUGAUGAGGGAAUCUGUACGGUUGGAAUAAAUGAAGAUGCUGAUGCUGUUACCAGCCCAAGUGCUUCUUAUGAAACACGUUUAUGCUGGGUUUUGGUGGACCCCUUGCAGAGGCAUGGAUUUUGCAGUCGAGCUGAGUUUUUUAAGGAGCCUGCAUUCGUUUGGUUGAGCAAACUCUCUGAAGAAAUGAAGAUGGCAAUUAAAAAUUCAAAGAUUCUAUUCUGUGAUGGGUAUGGAUUUGAUGGGUUCUCCCCUGGUUUAAUUGUCUCAGCUCUUGAUUACGCCAUGGAAGUAGGGACUUCAAUUUUUUUGAUCCUGGACCUCGGGGGAAGACUCUUUAUAAUGGAACAUCUGAACAGCAGAGAGCAUUUGACUGGAUACUGAUGAUGACUGAUCUUCUUCUUCUAACUUCUGACGAGGUGAAGGUUAUUGAUACUGUUGGAUGUGGAGAUAGUUUUGUAGCUGCUAUUGUCUUUGGGUUUCUAAAUGAUAUGCCCACAGUUUGUACCUUAGCACUUGCAAAUGCUGUGGGUGCUGCAACUGCCAUGGGUUGUGGGGCUGGUAGGAAUGUUGCAACCUUGGAGAAUGUCAUAGAACUCUUGAGGGUUUAAAAUCUCAAUGACGAGGACUUGUAUAAUGAGUUACUUCAAAAUUUGGAUGUAGCAGAAGUAGUGGUACUUUCAAAAACAAUCAUAAAUGAAUGCAAUAAUCAACUGAAACAUGUGUCCCUGCAAAAGGUGGUCAAUGGGCUACUGUCAAAACUUAAGGCUGUGCUGGACAGGAAGAGGGUGACAUCCUGAUGAAGGAUUGGACAGAGAAAGCAUUCUACAACAACAUUGAAUCGGUAGUGACUAAAAUCUUUUUAAUGAGCUUGAUUGGUUUUAUCAUAGUCAGGAGGUUCUAUGAUUUAAGACUUUCAGACGUAAGCCAAAGUGGAUCAUGUGGUUGUACUCAAGAUGAGAUGGUCAAGGGAGACUUCGGGAUGCCAAAGGGAGAAGAUUGCUUGAUUUGAGACCUGAAUUCCAUGUUUUUGUUUUUGUUUUUGUUUUUUGUUUUUGUUUUUUGUUUUUGUUUUUGUUUUUUUUUUUUUUUUUUUUUUUUUUUUUUUUUUUUUUUUUUUUUUUGAACUGGUAUGAUCCAUUGCAAAUUGUUGUAGCAGCAGGUGUUAUUUCUCUGCUAGAAGAAGCUCUGAAUUUCUGGUUUGAUGUGAGCUCUUCUCCUUCAUUGUGCCAUUGUAGAACACAGGCUUUGCUUGAAUGCAGAUUAAAAUCAAAAUAUGAAAAUCCCUUGUUUUUGAUA